CGCUGCCGUGCUCAGAGCGCGCCGGCGCGCCCCCGCACGCCUCACCGGACACGCGCUGCCCCGCGGACCCGGCGCUGCCACGGGGAACACUCCUCCCUGGCAGCAGGCCAGCCCUUUCCUCCCGCGGUCGCGCACGGCAGCACUAUGAGAGCAGCAGAGACUCGGGUGUUCCGGGUGUCCUGGAUUUCUGGCCUGUAACUGUAAAAACCUCUCCGGAUCUUCUACCUUAAACUUGCCUUUUUCUGGGGAGCAUCUUGGAUGGUGCUAAAACAAACUGGCCUUGGAUCCUAAUAGCUGAAUAUGUUCUCUGCCAGGAAGCUGUCAAGAGUUUGCAGAGCCAUCAGAUUCCAUCACUGCAAAUCCCAUUCUGUAUCCAGGACCUCUCCAGACUUGGCUUUCGUGCCACCCUGUCUUCCCCCAGAUCCUGCAGAAGUAGAAGAGCUCCAGCACUUCGUUUCCAACUCCAAGAGGCUGUUUGUAAUGACUGGAGCUGGCAUUUCCACUGAAUCAGGGAUCCCAGACUACCGCUCUGAAGGUGUUGGGCUCUAUGCCAGGACAGACAGACGACCUGUCCAGCACGCAGAGUUCGUUCGCAGUGCCAGUGCCCGGCAGCGCUACUGGGCAAGGAACUUUGUGGGCUGGCCCCAGUUCUCCUCCCAUCAGCCAAACACAGCACACUUGGUACUAAGAGACUGGGAGAAGCUGGGGAAGCUGCACUGGUUGGUGACCCAGAACGUGGAUGCCCUCCACACCAAAGCCGGGAGUCAGCGCUUGACAGAACUGCACGGCUGCACGCACAGGGUUUUCUGCCUGUCCUGUGGAGACCAAAUCUUGCGCUCUGAGCUUCAGAAGCAUUUUGAAGCUCUGAAUCCCACCUGGAAAGCUGAAGCCUUUGGUGUGGCUCCGGAUGGGGAUGUCUUCCUGACGGACGAGCAGGUGCGUAAUUUCCAGGUCCCUGCCUGCUGUAAAUGUGGUGGAAUCCUGAAGCCUGAUGUGACCUUCUUUGGAGACACAGUCAGCCGGGAAAAAGUAAAUUUUGUGCACCAACGCCUGGCGGAAUCGGAUUCCAUGCUGGUGGCAGGAUCCUCUAUGCAGGUAUACUCUGGUUACAGGUUUGCUCUUGCUGCCCAGGAGAAGAAGCUGCCCAUUGCAAUCCUUAACAUUGGGCCCACAAGGUUAGAUCACUUUGCAUCCUUAAAACUGAAUUCCCGCUGUGGAGAGCUGCUGCCUCUGAUUGUUGUACACAACUCAACAAGCUGAGCUUUAGUAGCUGUCAGGAGUAAAAUUAUUUCUACAAGGACUCAUCAUCUCUGAAGUGGAAAACCUUAAUCUAGGGGCAGCUGUGAGAUCUAACGCAUGGCCCCUGAUGACACCAGGAGAGGGCAGCAAGCCUCGCACAUGUCAACCUCACCGGUUUUCUCCACUGAAAUCCAUCUCCACUUAGGAAACAAGAUGAUGAUGAAAAAAUUACUUUUCUGCCUUACCUUGCCAUUGUAAACAGUGCCUUUUCUUUCUGUGCACAGGGACAGGAUAAUCAAACUACCAUAUCUGAGAACAAAUUACCUUUCUUAGAGUUGUCCCCAGAGAAGAACAAGGCACAGGGCUUCUGACCAAGUAACCUGAGACUGUAGCACAGGAGGGGGAUGUGGAAAACAACAGUAUCUGCUGGAGGAUCCAGUACCACAGCCAGGCAGCUGUUGAGUGUGCAAAGAGGAAAAGGAGGCAAUGAGGAACUGCAGUUGUCAUUUAAGGAAAAAAAAGUUUCUAAAUAGAAGCUGAACAAGACAAGAAUGCUGCUCUUGUAAGAGAUAAUUUGAAAGCACAAACUGAGCUUGUCUGUCUGUGUCUCCUAGCAAAGAGGGGAAGCCAGCAUUUCUCUCAGCUGUCAGCUGAUAAGCUAAACUACUAUCUGAACCAUUUCAAAAUUGUGUAUUGUUGAGAUGGCAGAGGAGUUACUUUAAGCUAGCCUGACUGGCACUGCUGUUAAUUGUGGCUGCUGUGUUUUCCAGAAUGCUUUUAUUUGAAAAUGUUAUUUAAUUGAUGAAUAGCUAAGUAGCAAAUUAAAGCUGUUUACAAGACUGA
Messenger RNA from Calypte anna (Anna's hummingbird), 2082 nucleotides. It is a transcript of the gene SIRT4, whose product is annotated as sirtuin 4. The record is from RefSeq and is a predicted model, not a curated record. The coding region runs from base 301 to 1260 and encodes 319 amino acids. Gene Ontology annotation, molecular function: NAD-dependent protein lysine deacetylase activity; NAD+ binding. The transcript has 7 exons. Lineage: Eukaryota; Metazoa; Chordata; Aves; Apodiformes; Trochilidae.